GCUGCGGUUGCCGGGGCGACGACUGGAGAAGUGGAGGCAGGGCCGGGUAGGCGCGUGUGCCCGGGGCAGAGCAGCAGAGAUUUUUGCUGUGAGAAUUAACAGUUUCGGUUCAAUAUGGGGGACAUUCUGGCUCAUGAAUCAGAAUUACUUGGACUAGUGAAAGAGUAUUUAGAUUUUGCCGAAUUUGAAGACACCUUGAAAACAUUUUCAAAAGAAUGCAAAAUAAAAGGAAAACCAUUGUCUAAAUCAGCAUAUGGCUCUUUAAGGGACUCCAAGUCAUUGAUAAUCCAGAAGGACCUCCUGGAGGCAUUUGACAGUGGAGACCAGAAGGUGUUCUUCGAUUUGUGGGAGGAGCACAUUCCCAGUUCUGCCCGGGAUAGCGACUCCCUCGCCCAGAAGUUGGAAUUCUACCUUCACAUCCAUUUUGCCAUCUAUCUUCUGAAACACUCCAUAGGGAGACCUGACAAAGAGGAACUGGACAAAAGGAUUUCUUAUUUCAAAACCUACCUGGAGACCAAAGGGGCAGCGCUGAGCCAGACCACAGAGUUUCUCCCAUUCUAUGCCCUGCCUUUUGUUCCCAAUCCCAUGGUACACCCCUCAUUUAAAGAACUCUUCCAGGAUUCUUGGACUCCAGAAUUAAAGUUGAAGUUGGAAAAGUUUCUGGCUUUAAUUUUUAAAGCCAGUAACACUCCGAAGCUUUUAACAUUAUAUAAGGAGAAUGGACAAAGCAACAAAGAAAUGUUGCAGCAGCUCCACCAGCAGCUGGUAGAAGCUGAGCGUAGGUCAAUGACGUACUUGAAACGGUACAAUAAGAUUCAGGCGGACUACCACAAUCUCAUUGGAGUCACAGCAGAGCUGGUGGAUUCUCUGGAGGCCACAGUCAGUGGCAAGAUGAUCACCCCCGAGUACCUGCAGAGCGUCUGCAUCCGCCUCUUCAGCAAUCAGAUGCGGCAGAGCCUGGCGCGCAGCGUGGACUUCACGAGGCCCGGCACGGCUUCAACCAUGUUAAGAGCCUCCUUGGCACCCGUGAAAUUGAAGGAUGUCCCAUUACUGCCCUCCUUGGAUUAUGAGAAACUGAAGAAGGAUUUGAUUUUGGGGAGUGACCGCUUGAAAGCCUUCUUGUUGCAGGCUCUGCGCUGGCGCUUGACCACAUCGCACCCUGGAGAGCAGAGGGAGACCGUUCUGCAGGCCUACGUCAGCAACGACCUCUUGGACUGUCACAGCCACAGCCAGAGGAGUGUGCUUCAGCUGCUGCACUCAAAGAGUGAGGUGGUGCGGCAGUACAUGGCCAGGCUCAUCAAUGCUUUUGCAUCCCUGGCAGAAGGUCGCCGCUACCUUGCCCAGAGCACAAAGGUGCUGCGAAUGCUGGAGGAAAGGCUGAAGGAGGAAGACAAGGACAUCAUCACCCGGGAGAAUGUUCUCGGGGCCUUGCAGAAAUUCAGCCUCAGGCGCCCACUGCAGACCACCAUGAUUCGAGAUGGCCUCAUCUUCUGGCUGAUUGACAUCCUGAAGGAGCCCGACUGCCUGUCUGACUACACACUCGAGUACGCGGUGGCCCUGCUCAUGAACCUCUGUCUGCGGAGCGCAGGGAAGACCAUGUGUGCCAAGGUGGCAGGCCUCGUGCUGAAAGUUCUUUCGGAUCUGCUCGGCCAUGAAAACCACGAGAUACAGCCGUAUGUGAACGGAGCUUUGUACAGCAUCCUCUCUAUUCCAUCCAUUCGUGAGGAAGCAAGAGCAAUGGGAAUGGAAGACAUCCUUCGCUGCUUCAUCAAAGAAGGCAGUGCUGAAAUGAUCCGCCAGAUCGAAUUUAUCAUCAAGCAGCUUAAUUCAGAAGAGCUACUGGACGGUGUUCUUGAAUCUGAUGAUGAUGAAGAGGAAGGUGAUGAAGAGGACCAUGACACCAUGGAAGCUGAUCUGGACAAAGAGGAAGUGAUCCAGCCCCAACUUGGCGAACUCUCAGGCGAGAAGCUUCUGACCACGGAGUACUUGGGAAUCAUGACCAACACAGGGAAGGCGAGGCGGAGAGGGGCAGCCGGCGUGCAGUGGGGCGGCCCCGAGCCCCUGUGCCGGCCAGUCACCCCCAGUGGCCACAAGACCGGGUACCCAGUGCUGGAAGACCAUCCCAUCUCUCCCCAGAUGGCCCGACAUGCCAGAAACGGUUGCCUCCCAUCCCUGCCAAACGCCCACCGUCCAGUCUGUAAGGGGGUCAAGCCUGGUGCCCCUGAGCCUUGCUCUUCCUCUUCACCUGCCCUCAAUGCCAGGCCGGGAGAGUGGUUGCCAGCAGGACGUCAGGGCGAGGCUCGCCUGCCCCCAGCGGGGGCCCCGAGCCAGCCUAGGGAGGUGCCCCGUGCCCUGGACACUGGAGAGACCACCAGGGAAUUUACAUCAGACUUCUCCUGCAAGCCCUGGGCCCCCCGCACGCCGGAGAUCCUGGAGUUGAACCCACCCAAGGCCAAGGCAUCCGCUCUGGCCCCUCACUUCUCCUCGUGUGGCCCUCAGCAGGCCAGCCGCCCUGGCUCCAUAGCAUCCUCCACGAGGAGCCUGCAGACUUGCCUGGCUUUUCUUCUCCAGGCAGCCAGUCUUCCAGGAAGUGAGGAUGGGUUCUUGCCCGGUGUCACCGUCCCAUUGCCCAGUGACCAGCCAGCUUUCUGCUCUCGGCCCGCCAGCAGCUGCAGGGGACAGAUGUGAAGAGACAGUUGUCCACGAGCUACCAGGUGGCUUCAGGAGCUGAGGAGGACCGCCCUCCAGGCAUCCAGGAACAGGCCGACCGCAGCCCAUGCCCCAGGGUCCUGCCGCUGCCCUUCCUGCCCGCCCUCCCCCCAGCACCCAGCCGGGGCGCAGCAGGGCCGAGCCCAUGAGUCCGUCCCUCUCGUUCGUCUCAGGAGCUCGUACAGAGGAGCCAGAGCCAGACGGCUGGGCCAGAGACGGGACCCUGGCCUCAGUGGAAACUGGUCCUCCUCACCCAGACCAAGUAUGAGGAAACAGAAGGAAUUUACAAUAAUAGAAACAUUCUCAAGCCAGCUGCCUGAGCAGCAGACUUGGUAUGUUCUUUCUCUUUUAAAAUCUGGUAAGAAUGUGGUAUGUUCCCCUCUAUGGCUGAGAAUACGGCUGUUCCAUGCUUCUGCACAUGUGUUUUAAGGACUCAGAGGUUGACCAGUUUGAAGCCCUUUCCCUGCCUCUGUUACAGCCGUAAGCACAAGCAGUGCCACUGGCCGUGUGACUGGUCCCCACUGGAGAGGCCUGUGCUCACUUCUUGCCAUGGAUGACAUCAGGGCCCAUGUCUCAGGACAGAGGAAGAAACUUCUCCUGCAGAGCCAGCAGUGUUACCCAAGCUAGUAGCAGGGUUUGACCUCUCCUAAAACAGAAAUAUUCAAAUAAGAUUAUCAGUAUUUAGAGGGCCUGUGGGUGGGGGGGGUGGUAUGAAUAAAAUCACAUGCUGUCCCCCAGGCAGUCCGUCCACCCUGGCCAUGCCCAUCAGCGGAGACAUCUUUGUGAGCCCAUGGAUGUAAAUAAAGGAUAAGUGUUGCGUUUCUCAAUGGGCUUCUGACUCCCCAGGAGAGCAGGCAGAGGAGGUACACGGAAGAACACUGGAGCAGGCAAGAGGCCAGAUUACCCCUGAAAUGACCGGAAACACAUCUUGGGCGGGGACCCUGGGUUAAUCUCAUGAGUUCUUGGCAGUGGUGCCAGGCUGGGCACGUUAGUCCUCUGUGGUCAUGUGACUGGCCCAUCUUGAUUCUCUGGAGAUGUGUGAGCCUCUCUCUGUUCCUAGGGAAGAAGGUUGUGACGCACACUGCCCUGCCUUCUUGGGAAUGUCUGCUUCCAGGCCCUCUGGACUCCUGGCUUGACCUCUGGAGGCGUAGAGGGAAAACACAAACGCUUCUCUCAGUGUUGUCGAUAUGGACAAACAGGAGAAGCAGAGACUGGGUCCCUGAAACGGAGGUGCUCUGCCGUGAAACCUUGAAAAGGCAGAGAGUGUUUGUAGAUGAACAGCAGAGAGAUAUCGUGGAAAAAUUUCUCCCAUUCUCCCCAGCAAAUCCGCUCCCUUCAAAUUCCUCAGAUGCCACCGACUGGCACAGCCUUGCCCGGCCUUGGCGUGGGAGCAGCCCCAUCUCCACAAUCCAGAGGGAGUCGGCAACUUAUUCGUUACCACCCACAGUCUCCCUGAUGGGAGGGCGAUUUCUGUUUUCCCCCCAAGCCUGCAGAUGAGCUCAAGUCUGAUUUGUAGAUGUCUGGCCAUUUGGGGUAAAAAAAAAAAAAAGUGUGGGCAGACUUACACUGAGGUUACCAGGUGUCAUCCAGGUGGUUCUCCAGGGAGUAAAUAUGGUCUCGGCCUGUGGGAGAGCCCUUUUGCAGACACACACUUCCACAUCCCAAGGCUGAUGGUGCAAAAGAGACUUUGUAAAAUACUGACAAUUCAUGCGUAAAUAGUCCAGCUAUCUGCUGGCCUGAUGGGAACUGGAUAUGAACACGAUCUGACGGGGGCGGGAAUCAAACACACAAAUAAACCAAAACGUUUUCACAGGUCAUCUGGAAACCAAAUCAUACAGCUCCUAGGAUUUGUCCAUGAAACCUACCCAGGGUGGCCAUGGAGAGGAGUCUGGAACUUUCGAGAAAUGGGGGGGCUUCAGGAAGAGUCCUUGUGCCCCUGGAAGCUGACCCCAGCUCUCUGGUUACUGGCCCCUAAUUUCUCCUGAGUAGGACUUGAUCUCAUUUGUUUCCUUCACAACAACAUAUAAAUGUCCGGCAACAGCUUAAAUUAUGACCCUUGGUGGGAAUGUAUUGGGCUGGUAGGGGUUUGGAAUCCAGUCAGAUACCAGGCUCGCUCGGUAGGCUGGAAAGGAUCUGGCCCAAAUCAAGGGAACUUUAAAAAAAAAAGCACAAAUAAAUAAGAUUAAUGCAAAAAAAUCCAUGACAAAAUUUAUCAAACUUUUAAUAAAAACAGAAGCGGUGUGAUCUGUGCUUCUGUGACCCUACCUUGCUUGCAGAACCUUAAUCCCAA
Messenger RNA from Hippopotamus amphibius kiboko, 4999 nucleotides. RefSeq names its product armadillo repeat containing 9 (gene ARMC9). Gene Ontology annotation, molecular function: protein binding. Gene Ontology annotation, cellular component: ciliary basal body; centriole; ciliary tip. The coding region runs from base 115 to 2688 and encodes 857 amino acids. Lineage: Eukaryota; Metazoa; Chordata; Mammalia; Artiodactyla; Hippopotamidae. The record is from RefSeq and is a predicted model, not a curated record. Gene Ontology annotation, biological process: cilium assembly. The transcript has 25 exons.